Molecule: messenger RNA, 2244 nt
Organism: Penicillium antarcticum
Lineage: Eukaryota; Fungi; Ascomycota; Eurotiomycetes; Eurotiales; Aspergillaceae
Product: putative actin binding protein
Exons: 5
Coding region: 1-2244 (747 amino acids)
Biological process (GO): regulation of actin filament polymerization
Cellular component (GO): plasma membrane; actin filament; cortical actin cytoskeleton
Molecular function (GO): actin filament binding
Source: RefSeq, a predicted model, not a curated record
AUGGCUUCUCUCAAUCUCUCAUCCAACGGUCCCUCGAUAUCCAAGAGCUACCAGACCGUGGUGAAUGCACCUCCCCCAUCUACAGCUGGUUCUCCGACCUACGGUCAAUGGGCUGUCUUUUCGGUUUCUACUCCCCUAGUCAGCGCUUUUCAGCAGGAUGCAGGCAAGGAGAGUGUACUCAAGGUUCAGAGCUCCGGAGAGGGUGAAUUGGCCGAUCUCAUCGAAGAAUUCUCCGAAGGGAGGGUACAGUUCGCCUAUGUGAAGGUGACAGACCCAAAUACAGGUCUCCCCAAGAACGUCCUGGUUGCGUGGUGCGGAGAAGGUGUGCCUGAGCGAACCAAGGGCUAUUUCACCAGCCACCUGGCUGCAGUUUCAAAGUUCCUUCAUGGAUAUCAUGUUCAGGUUACUGCACGGGCAGAUGGAGAUUUGACCCCCGAGGCCAUUGUCCAGCGAGUGGCAGACUCCUCCGGCUCCAAGUAUUCCGCUGGGGAGACUUCUAUCCCCACCCCCGCCCCCCGCCCUCCUGUAGCCAACAAGCCCGCUUUCACACCGACAAGAUCUGGAGGAAUUGCCCCCAACCCCGCCCGACCACAGCCGGCCUCAUCGAGAGCCCCCGUGGAUGAUGAUGGAUGGGGUGCAGAUGCCCCUCCAGUGACCCGGACUCAAUUGGAAAAGGUUCAGCCGGCCUAUCAGCCCACCAGAGUGAACCUGCAAGAGCUCAAGGCAAACCCCACAGCGACUCGCCAAGCUCCCGCCCCGAUUUCGGACGACGCUGGCGUUGUCAAGGGUGGAUACCAGCCAAUAGGCAAAGUUGAUAUUGCUGCCAUUCGGAGACAGGCCGCCGAAUCUGGUCAGCUCAAAGAUGAGCGCCCGGCCCCCGUCAAGGGGUCCUAUGAGCCGAUUGGCAAAGUGGACAUUGCUGCUAUCCGAUCCAAGGCACAGAAACCAACCGGUGACAAUGUCUCAUUGAGCCCCGCUGUCAAUGAGCCUUCUACGACGCUGCCUGAGCGUCCUGCCCCAUCCAAUACCUCAGAGCGUUUGACAAACCUACCUAAGCCUAAGGUUGCCAAUAAGUUUGGCAGUGGCCCUUCUUUCCCUGGAACUAAGCCACCUCUCCCGACUGCCCUUGAGCCUAAGCCGAGCGCGAGCGCCCCAAUUGGUGUUGCAAGCCGAACAUUUGCAGACGAAGGAGGAAAGACACCUGCUCAGAUUUGGGCUGAACGCAAGGCCAGGGAGCGCGGAGAGACACCACCAUCGCAGAGCGCUGAACCCACUCCCAUUCAGAGCCAGGCUAGUGGUCAAAAUGAGUGGAAGAGCUCCUACGCUGGAAAAUCCUGGGCCCCUGUCCAAACCACACACGAGAAAUCCCAACUUGCCGAACCACCAGUUGACGCAAGGACCGUUGACCAAGCGGAAGAAUCCCAGCCUAGCGUCAGUGAUAUCCGCGGUCAAUUCGCCCAUGAUACACCCGCACCACCCGCUCCUCCGGUCCCACAGGCCAGUCGUCCCGUUCCUGUACCUGGCCUAUCCUCUGCCUCGCUCUCCACCCCUCCCACACCACCAGUACGCGAGAGCUCCCCUAUCCGGAUUGCUAUGCCGGUGGGUCAGGGUGUUGCCGAUGCCCACGAGGAGCAGAACUCUCCGCCUCCAGCUCUUCCCGUUCAGAGUCUCCAAGAGGCAGUUCCAGACGAACGGGAUCUUGAGGAAGAUUCGCACGACCUUGGACGUGCUGCGGCCGAAGCCACGGCACCAGAGAAACCUCAGAGUGGACUGCGCGCCCAAGUCCAAUUUGACUAUGAAAAGGCCGAAGACAAUGAAAUCGAGCUGCGUGAGGGGGAGUUUGUGACCGACAUUGAAAUGGUGGACGAGGACUGGUGGGUGGGUGUCAAUGCCCAGGGCGAGCGUGGUCUCUUCCCGGGCAAUUAUGUGGAGAUUGUGGAGGACGACAAGCAUGAAACUCCUGCGCUGGUUGCUCAUGGGUACGAGCCAGAGCCGGAGCCUGCUGCCGCCGUUCCUGCUCCUCCCACGCCCGCCGCUGCCCCUGCGCCCGCCGCCGCCACGAGCUCCAAGGGACCCACUGCCACGGCUCUGUUCGAUUAUGAAGCUGCCGAAGACAACGAGAUUGGCUUUCCUGAAGGCGUGAAAAUCACCAACGUGGAAUUCCCUGAUGAUGACUGGUGGCUCGGUGAAUACAAUGGCGCACGAGGACUCUUCCCCGCCAACUACGUUGAGUUGGACCAGUGA